GGCCCCGCCCCCGCCUGGCCCCGCCUCCGCCUGCCGACCCCGCCUCGCCAUUUUUUUCUCUUCCUGGGCGCCACGUGGGCAGCCACCACACCGCGGUAGGGCUGGCCUGAGCCGACCCUGGGUCUUGGGCCAGUUCCGUGCGUCAGCUUCCUCAUCAGUAAGAUGGGGUAAUGACAGUACCUCACUCAAAGGGGUUACUGUGAAGAUUAAACGUAAAGUCCCUUUACACAGUGCCUGGCACGAAGUCAGGGCCCAAUGAAAGGAAACCUUACGAGAGAGGCUUAGGGGCCUGAAAAAGCUGACAAGACGGCAAAUAUGGGAAGUGGAGCCAGUGCUGAGGACAAAGAACUGGCCAAGAGGUCCAAGGAGCUAGAAAAGAAGCUGCAGGAGGAUGCUGAUAAGGAAGCCAAGACUGUCAAGCUGCUACUGCUGGGUGCUGGGGAGUCAGGAAAGAGCACCAUCGUCAAACAGAUGAAGAUCAUUCACCAGGAUGGCUAUUCACCAGAAGAAUGCCUGGAGUUCAAGGCUAUCAUCUAUGGAAAUGUGUUGCAGUCCAUCCUGGCUAUCAUCCGGGCCAUGACCACACUGGGCAUCGACUAUGCUGAACCAAGCUGUGCGGAUGAUGGGCGACAGCUCAACAACCUGGCUGACUCCAUUGAGGAGGGAACCAUGCCUCCUGAGCUCGUGGAGGUCAUUAGGAGAUUGUGGAAGGAUGGUGGGGUGCAAGCCUGCUUCGAGAGAGCUGCAGAAUACCAGCUCAAUGACUCCGCAUCUUACUACCUGAACCAAUUAGAACGAAUUACAGACCCUGAGUACCUCCCUAGUGAGCAAGAUGUGCUCCGAUCCAGAGUCAAAACCACGGGCAUCAUUGAAACCAAGUUUUCCGUCAAAGACUUGAAUUUCAGGAUGUUUGAUGUGGGAGGGCAGAGAUCAGAGAGAAAGAAGUGGAUCCACUGCUUCGAGGGAGUCACCUGCAUCAUUUUCUGUGCAGCCCUCAGUGCCUAUGAUAUGGUGCUGGUGGAAGAUGACGAAGUGAAUCGUAUGCAUGAGUCUUUGCAUCUGUUCAACAGCAUAUGUAACCACAAGUUUUUUGCGGCUACUUCCAUUGUCCUCUUUCUCAACAAGAAGGACCUCUUUGAGGAAAAAAUCAAGAAAGUCCAUCUCAGCAUUUGUUUUCCAGAGUAUGAUGGUAACAACUCCUAUGAUGAUGCGGGGAAUUACAUCAAGAGCCAGUUCCUUGACCUUAAUAUGCGAAAAGAUGUCAAAGAAAUCUACAGUCACAUGACCUGUGCUACAGAUACACAGAAUGUCAAAUUUGUGUUUGAUGCAGUUACAGAUAUUAUCAUCAAAGAAAAUCUCAAGGACUGUGGCCUCUUCUAAUCCUCACCAUUCCUCAGGUAUAAGUUCUAUAAACAGGUUUGGAAUCUGGGUAAUUAAAAACAGAAAAUUAUAGUCAAUAUACCAUGACAUGAAGAAUGAAUCCAUUCUUUGGAGAUGGAGUAUACCUGACUGCAACUGUGUUUCAUACAUUCUUUUCAAAGUGGGAUAGCUAUUGCAGCUUAAAGAGCACAGGCCAGUAGUUAGAAGACCCCCCAGGUUCCAGUACUGGUUUUCCAACUUAAUAGAAAAAUGUGAAUGCUUUAUUUCUGAGUCUUGAGUCUUUCAACUAUAAAAUGAAGAUGACUUCCCUACCUACUUUACAGGGUUAUUCUGAGGAGCACGGACAUAACUGAAGGGAAGGCACAUAAAAACUGCUUGUGCAGGCCGGGCACAGUGGCUCACGCUUGUAAUCCCAGCACUUUGGGAGGCCGAGGUGGGCAGAUCACGAGAUCAGGAAUUUGAGACCAGCCUGGCCAACACAGUGAAACCCUGUCUCUACCAAAAAUACAAAAAUUAGCUGGGCAUGGUGGCAGCGCCUGUAAUCCCAGCUGCUCAGGAGGCUGAGGCAAGAGAAUCACUUGAACCCGGGAGGCAGAGGUUGUAGUGAGCCAAGAUCGCACGCCACUGCACUCUAACCUGGGCAACAGAGCGGUCUCAAAAAAAAAAAAAAAAAAAAAAAAAAAGCCUGCCUUGUGCUUAGGGUCACAGAAAUAAAUCCUAUAUAAAAGCUGCCAUAUAUUAAAUUCAACACCUGGUUUUUAGAAUAAACGAUUGCAACAAACUAUUCCAAGCAAAAUAGCAAGGCUUCCUAUAGUCUGUAAAAAACUAGUAUUAACCAAACCUAAAUAAACCUGCCAUUCCCUUUUUACUAACAGACCUCUAUGUGCCUUAGCUCAGAGAUCUGGAUCACUGGAUAGGAGAUGCGAGUUUGUUAGUUUCUAAGGCACGUCCCAAAAUGAUCAUCUUUAUCAAGCAAACAUUAUCCCUCUGCCCCCAGGCUAUCAAACAGACCUUUCUCUCUACAAAUGUUUCUUAGCUACAUAAGAUACUUCCUGAAUAAACUUAAGAGGACAUCAAAUACUCUCAUUUAGAGUAUUAAUGAUUGUA
Messenger RNA from Symphalangus syndactylus (siamang), 2487 nucleotides. It is a transcript of the gene GNAT2, whose product is annotated as G protein subunit alpha transducin 2. Gene Ontology annotation, molecular function: G-protein beta/gamma-subunit complex binding; GTPase activity; GTP binding. Gene Ontology annotation, biological process: detection of chemical stimulus involved in sensory perception of bitter taste; adenylate cyclase-modulating G protein-coupled receptor signaling pathway. Gene Ontology annotation, cellular component: photoreceptor inner segment; cytoplasm; photoreceptor outer segment. The record is from RefSeq and is a predicted model, not a curated record. NCBI's taxonomy places the organism in Eukaryota, Metazoa, Chordata, Mammalia, Primates, Hylobatidae.